UUAUUGACCAGCAAACCCAAGCCCUAAUUGCUUCCCUUUUAGCGGAAAAACUGCCUUUAACUAACCAAAAGUUAGAUUGUCUCCAAGACGAAGAUUACCGGAACUUAUUAACUAGCUAUCAAGAACAAUAUAGCGAAAAUGUUCCGGAAACUAACCAAGUGGCCCACGAAAUUACUUAUGAGUAUUUGCUAGAACGACCUACUAAAAAGCCGGUUAAGCGAACUAAAAAAGCCCCCGUGAAAGUAACUACUAAACCAACCAAAGCCUUAGCCCUCGUUAAAACCAAGCCAACUAAAAAAACUGCCGCCUAUUACCAAUGUAUGUCUAAUUGCUGUCAAAAUAAAAUUAGCCCCAAAAAAAUCAGCCAAGUCGCCCACGAAUGUAAAACUAACGCCCUGGCUCUUAAUAAGCAAAUGUCGGCCGCUAAAUUACAAGCGGUUAAGCAAAUUAAAAAAGGUUACGAGCAAUUAGUGGGCUAUGGAGUUUUUCAUGGUCACCGUUUAAAUAAAGACUGCUUUUUAUGCCCUUAUCGAGGCUUAAUUUUUAUGGGCAGUUCCGUGGUUUUAGGAGGCUUUUUAGCUUAUACGGCCUUAGCUAUGUUCUUUAAUUAUUCGUUAAAGUUAGGUUGA
Messenger RNA from Funneliformis geosporum, 629 nucleotides. The record is from the annotation of a GenBank genome assembly. Lineage: Eukaryota; Fungi; Glomeromycota; Glomeromycetes; Glomerales; Glomeraceae.